CCAGACUCAAUCUAUGCACAGUGGGUAGCUUCUAUCCUAGUGCACUAUUAUAGUAGUAUAAAUUUAGGAAAGAAAUUAUUCGAGCCCCUAAUUUAGGAAUGAUAUUAGGGGCCUAUACACGUCGGCUAAUAAAAUACAUGUACAUGUAUUACAAUAAUAUCAAUACAGCAGAACCUAAUGUCUAACAUCACACAGGCAUUAACUUUUGUAUCGAUAUCAUAUGUUAAAAAUUAGGUAUCGAUAUAUUUAGCCGUUUUCCAACUCUAAUGACUAGGAAAGUAGUCGACAGAUUAUAAUUGUAUCGAAUCUGUUCGACAACCGGCGGAAAAUUUUGAAAUGCAGAGAGACCUCAAAAAGUCAGAAGCGGAAGCGUCACGACAUAACAAUAAUAAUAAUUUGUUGUAUGAAGACUAUCGUUUUUUUAAAAAUUGGCAGCUCCUAAUUGGGUUAAUAAGGUUCCAUUUAUGGCCUUCGAUUUUGCAGUGAGUGCUGACUUUGGACUGAGAGAACAAAAAUGGAAAGAGAUCGAAAGUCAAAUAAGCGGAGGUCAUCUAGUAUAUUGAAACGACAGGAUACUUGUGUUAUUUCUGAGGGCUCAGAUGGAAGUGGUGAAGGUCCAAGGACGCCUCGACGUGUGAGCUUUGCAAGCACUACAUCUGUCAGGACAUUCUGCCCAACUCCUUGGCAAUGGAACAUCAGCGAUGUGAGUAGCAACAGCACUGGGAGUAAUCCGGAUGUCUCUGCUAUUUCAGAGGCCUCUCACCUGGAACAGGAUGUUUUUGAGUCACCUGCUGCAGAUGCAGCUCCUAAACAGCUCCCACCUACCACAGGCUCCCAGCCUCACUUUGUACCAGUGAUGGACAUAGCCGAGGCGUCAUUGCACACUGUAAAAUCAAAUCAUGAUGGAAAUGAAGUCACUGUGUCGACACAAAACAGAACCAUUAUGUUCAAAAGCCAUGAUGAUUCUGGCUGUACCAUGGAGCUUACUUCAAAUAUUUCUCAAUUACCCCCUGGAGUCAAUCUUACAGAGGAUGCGUCAGUUCCAGGGCUAGAUGCUGGCCCCUUCUGUAAACCAGGUUUCAGCCGCAAAUCAUCUUUCUCAGGGGAGAGCAGCCCAGAACCACCCACGGAGCAUGUGUUUAUGGAGAUCACUCGAAAUAUCACCUCAGAAGUUGCUUUGUCUGCCCAUUCUGCUGAUAUUCCUCCAGAGUCCACAAAAAUUUUCCACCAACAAGAUGAUAAUGAAAUGGAGUUAACCCAGAACAUAAAUAAGACCGUACCUCCUCUUGGUCAAAGAGAUGUUCCUGUUGAAAUUACACGCAUUUUCGGAGAAACAGAUAGUAACAGCAUGGAAAUAACCAAAAACAUAACAAGGUCGACACAUAUUUUCGGAGAAAUGCAUAGUGACACGAUGGAGAUAACCAAAAACAUAACUAGUUCAACACAUAUUUUCGGAGAAAUGCAUAGUGACACGAUGGAGAUAACCAAAAACAUAACUAGUUCAACACAUAUUUUCGGAGAAACGCAUAGCGACACAAUGGAGAUAACCAAGAACAUCACAACAGUUAAUGAUGACCUGCUGCCGGCUCAGCUGCCAACAAAUCAACAACAAAGCUUGAUUGUCAAGUCGAAGUAUAGCACCCUGGACGACCUGUUUGCUGCAGUGAAGAAGAAAAGUACAACCCCUAGUUGCAGUUUUGUAGAAAUGUCGGACGCUGACAGGUCAGUGCCAGGUGCCCUCCUCAGCGAGAGUCUAGAAGACAUGGAGAUGACCGGUGACAUAAGCACAGAGCCCUCGAGACGAGCACUCGCCGAUAUUCCUGCGCACAAUGUUCUAACGCCCGUCAUGGAAAUGUCCGGGGCAAUGAAUGAAUCACAGGCCUCCCUUUCUGAGUGGAAAACUGGUCAGUCAGUCAGAUCUGUCUCAGGAGAGCUUCAAGCUGGUGCUCACCUCAAUCGUACCAUUGAAAAAGAGAACAGUAUCCUGGAAGCGUAUCGUCGUCAAGCAGAUGCAGCCUUGUCGGAGGGCAACAAAACCAUCAUGUUUGAGGGUCUUGAUAAUUCUUCAUGUGACAUGGAUAUGACAACUAACAUCUCGGUGCUGUGUCACUCCAGGAGUGCAAGGAAACUAGAGGAUAUCAAUGAGUCUCAACUUUCAUUUACUUGCCCAGCUUCGGACAAGAAGUUGUCUGCACCUUCAUCAACUGAAUUGGGAUGUGAGACAACAAAGAUAUUUGGACAGAGCAAUGAUAAUAUGGAGCUCACCAAGAAUAUAACUGAUAAUAAGCAUGUGGUGCAAAUUCCAGGGACAAAAGGAUUGCAACAAUGCCAAGGAGACACUCAGAGCCUUGCCACUCAAGUGUUUGGACAGUCAGAGGAUGACGGAAUGGAAAUAACUCAGAAUUUGACCAGUCAUCAGAUGUUGAAGGAAACUGAAAGAGGAAGCUUGGUUACUGCUCAAAGCACAACAGAAUGUUUGUCUAGUGAGGACAAAGUGAACGGCCAGUCUGUGCAGGUUUGUGACCAGCAGAGGGGUAAGGACGUCAAAGUCGUGACGGACAUGACCAGUGGUAUAACAUCUCAGUCACCAGGCUGUCGUCACCAGGAGACUGGUGAACAAGGUGGAGAGACGGAGAAACAAACAGUGAUUCAUGUCGUUGAUCAAGACGUGAGUCUGAAAUAUAAGUUUGGCAGUCCUGAUGCUGCUUCUUUUCCCGCUCAGAGUUUGAAUGAGUCUGCGUUUCUGGAAAAUGUAAAGGGCCUCACAAGAAGUCAGGAUGACAUGGAUUUGACAGGGGAUAUUGUUCGUGGGUCUUCUCGCUCUGCCCUCAUGGACAUAUCGGUUAAUGUACUUCAGAACUCGGGGAAAGAAGCAAACUCGAUUCUUAAUUUGUCGAAGAGCGAUAAAAUUACCAGCAACAUAAAAGAUGAUGGACUGUUUCCUAAUAAAAUAUGCAACGCUGAAAGAACUCCAUUUUCUAUGUCUUCAAAACAUGUACGAGAAGAAAAGCCAGCCAAAAGGUUAAGUGUUUCGUUCAGGGAAGAAUCGAUAAUUGUUCCACCAAAAGUAGAUGUGUUGACUCUUGAAAAUGAAGACAUGCUCGCAGCAGCUGAGAAAAUGCAUUUACCAGUACAGAACAGCCUGGGUGAUGUGCCUGUGUCACGACAGAAGGGGGCAACAGAAACCUCAGAGUUUUCCUCCUCAAAGUCGGCCAAUGCAAUUCAGGGAAAACGAAAAAUACUUCACACUUCUGAGAUACUGAAGCUAGAUCCUUCACGUCUAUCUCCUAAAAAGAGGAAGUCUAUUGAAAUCCUCCCUUUGUCUUUAUCAAACGGUAUGGAUGUGUUGAGAAAAUCUCGAUAUCGAAGAUCGGAGGCUUUUCCUACUAAAAAUGUGGUAUCAUUUUUGGGAAAUCGGAGAAAAUCUAGUUCGGAUGCUCUCACCAUGUCUUCCUCAUCCACUUCUUCCACCUCGGAAAAGAACCCUGCAGAAGCAUCCGUCGAAGAUGGAAAUGGAGAGCAGAAAAGGUCUUUUUGUCUUGAAGAGGAGUCUGUAUCUAUAAAGGACGUGCGCACAAAUGCAAGUCAAGCUCCACGUCUAAGUUCAGCGGAGAGUAUUUCCUCAGUGUUGACCCCUGACCUCCCGUCCUCUGCUGAAUUUGGUGUUGUGACAGCUGACAACGGAGUUUCUAGUACAGUCUCUCAAGAACCAAACUGUUUGAGGAAAGUUGUGUCUCCGGGAAGAAAUGAGAGUGUGUUCAACCUGUCUGGCGUCAAGACUUUGGAUGCAUCCCUGUCACUGUCCCGUUUUGAACAAACGGAACCUGACGCUGUGCAAAGCCUCACAGAUACAGAAAUGAGGUAUUUGUCCUUGCAGAAUUCUUCCCGAGGUAGAAUGGAUUCUUCAGUGUCAGAUCUGAACCAACAUAAACAGCAGCUGCCUCCCCAUGCUGAUGAUGAGGACCGCCGCACACCUCCCCUGUCUGCUUCUCAGCUGGUGUUGGACAACAGUGACGAAGUUGGAAGCCCUUUCUCUGACCUGGGCGAUGACCUCAGCGAAGCUCUCGGGGACCAAGAGAUGCCAGAUAUGAUCCAUGAGGACUCUUUCAGUGGUGUUGAGGAAGUGCUUCUCUCAUUAUCAGAAUAUGCAUCCAACAAAGAGCCAGUCUUAUCUGCAAAUGAAAGUCAGCUGAAGGCUGAGCUGUCAUUUGGAACUAUGUGCUCUGUCUUGGGCAUCCGUUUCGAUCCUGUCCCUGUGAAAAAUGUGUCUGAGUCUUCUUCGGUCUCUACAACCACUGAGAAAGGACGAUUAGAAGCUAAAGUAUUCACACGCCCCAAACUGGAAUGUCUGAAAAAUUACAUUGCUCAACUUGAGAAGGAUACAGUGAGGGCGAAGCGAGAAGUGGAGACUAAGAUGGCUCAUUUGAAUCAGGCUCCCCCAGAGUGGUAUAUGAGGGCCAUUCGCAAGCAGUUUGUUGGAGAAGACAUCUCGGAUUUGAAAUCAAAGGCUCAAGCUGCUGCACAGACUUGCAGGAACUUGGCCAGGGCUACCUGGAAACAUCGCAAGACAGACUUCUUAAUGAAAUACCAUGUGGCAAGAGAGGAGGCUCACAGCAGCCUGGAAGCUGACGUGAACAGUGUGAUGUCUCAAGCAGAAAAGUUACAAAGCCUUAAUUCACAGAUAGACCAGUACUUGCAUGACAUCAAGACCAGCAAGGUUCAUAAAGAAGACAUGGCUCUAAAGCAGGAUGAACACCAAAAAGUUCAAAGGGAGACGGAGGAGACGCGGGGUCAGUGUGAAGCUCUCAAUAGUCAGUUGUCCCACGUCAAACAAGGUAACGUUGAGGUUGGGAAACGUUUGCAGGAAUGUGACUCGGCCCGGGAUCUACUGGAAGAGCAGCUGACUUGGAUGAGCAGUCUCUCAGAAUGGAGCAUUCUGCACAAAAGUGCGAGAGAGAUACAGUUUGGAUUUUUGUUCAACACCGUUGUACUAUGUAUUCAAACAACCUCACCUGGAGACAAAGAUCGGAAGAUUUUGGGAGUGACGCGCAAGUCCAGAUUGGCUGCUAACAGUCGACCAUGGGCCAAGUUGUCCCAUGACCUGGUAUAUACGAGCCUUGACUGCAGCGAACUGCAACGGAAGUACAAGGACUACAACACCCUGGGACAGCUGCUGUCAGAAGUUUCAGAAUCUGUGUCCAAAGCCCGACACCUGAGCCAAGAACUGAAACUUGUCCAUCUGAAACAGGAAUUGGCCAUAGACAGGAAAAGUUUGACUGUGGUGGUUAGAGACAGGGGAACACGCAGCAAGGUUCUGCUACAGACUACACUGGAUGCGUGGCCUAUGGACUGUCCACGUUGGACACUUACAGUUCAGUCUGGUGAUGUCAGAUUAAAUCAUCUGGAAGAAAUGGUGAGAGGAGUGUCGGGAGGUCGGGGCCAUGUAUCCCGCGUUAUAUCAACUGUGGAGGAAUUACUAUCAAAAGUUGACCUAAGAUGAUGUCUCUUCUAUUACGCUCUGUUGAAUUUGUACAUACGGCUUAUGUGUUUGUGUGUUUUAUUAUUACAGCUACAAUAAAAUAUCACAACUGUGAUUGUAAAUAAGUGUACAAAUAAUAUGUACAGUCCAAUGUUGAACUAAUGUCAGUAUAGGUGUGGGGAAUACGAAAAACUGUUGUUGAUGGGUUGGGCAUGUUUGUCGCAAGGAAAAAAGGACUCCCUUUUUGUCAAUGGUCAUGGCAUUUCAGAUUUUGGUCUAGUAAUGUAUAAUUAAACAAUUUCUUUUUUCUGUUGAAUUUCAUGUUUGUUGAAAGAUAGACCAUGCUCAUGGUCCCGAGACAGGAUAACAAGCAAAUGUAACAUUUUCGCUGAAAGACCAGUGUUAACUCCCUGUUGGCUCAAACUUUGAAUAUAUGUUGUUCAAAUAUGUUACAUUAAUGAGGAUGAUUUAAUCUCCCUUUAUUUUAAUGGGGGUGAUGUUGGGAAAAGUACUAAGGAACUGAACGGAACAAAAUUGAAGAGCAGAGCUGCAUCAUGUACAUGUUAUUUAUUUGGGUGUUCCUUUUUUUCUUUUUAAAAUGAUUUUUGGACAUAUGUCCUUGAAUGUUGUACAAGUAUAUGUUCUGUUUUGUUUGCUCCUCCUUUCUAGUGUUCUUUAACCCUCGUCCUGCCGGGGCCGGGUUUAUGUCGCCC
Messenger RNA from Aplysia californica (California sea hare), 6192 nucleotides. RefSeq lists its product as uncharacterized. The record is from RefSeq and is a predicted model, not a curated record. The transcript has 24 exons. The coding region runs from base 515 to 5500 and encodes 1661 amino acids. NCBI's taxonomy places the organism in Eukaryota, Metazoa, Mollusca, Gastropoda, Aplysiida, Aplysiidae.